GGCCACUUCACCGUCGCGCUUUCCCACUCGCCUGACAUCGCUUGUGCUACCUCCCUCUUUCCCGGCCACAGUUUCCUCGUUUGUCAUCCAGGUAUUUUGAGAUUCUAUCCAUUCGUCGCAGUACAAGCGCUCUCGUGGGUUUCCACUUCCUGGUACCAUUCCUGCGGUUUUCUUCUCAAGUGAACUCGUUCGUUCGUGUAUAUUUAGCUUCCUUUUAAUGAUGUUGCUGUAUUCUUCGAUGUCUUGUCAUGACUAUGAAACUGAUUGAUGACUGCUCUAUGGGGACGAUAGUUCUGGUUGUGAGCCUCUGAAGAUUCGAUCCCAGUUUAGUACAAAUGCUGAACCCUUGCGAAAUUCAGGGCCUAGUUUGGGCGUAUAGCGUGAACUCCAAAUAGAGGUUCUACAGUUGCUUGGCUCGGUUUGUGUUCUCCCUGGUUUAUGUAUUUGGUGAGCUUUGAAUUCUUCGUGAAAGAGUAGAGGUUUGUUGUGUUUCUAGAAGUGACUGAUUUCGGAUCGAGCUUAUUGUCACCACCACUCAACAAUGAGGGGGCUGUUAAAACUCUCGCGUGGAGUGCAGCCAGUGAGAAUUGUUAACGAGAAUGGCGAGGUGCUCCACUUUCCGCCACUGACCGCAGUGGAGGAUGUACUCCAAUCCUACCCUCUCCAUUUCAUAUGUCAACCUGAUCUUAACAGUUGCUCCGAUAGUCUCAGCGACCAAAUGCUACCGUCCGACGCUGAGCUUCAAAGCGGGAACAUCUAUUUUCUCCUCCCACUGUCAAGAUCAGUUAAUCAUGGUUCGCAAUCGCCAGCAUCGCAAUGCCAACAUCGCACCGAUAUUGGCUUCGCAGCGCCAGCAGAUGUCGAGAAGUCAGCGCAACCGAGUUCGAAGGAGCACAGCCUCAAUCCUCGUAAAUUGCAGCUUAAGAUACCCAGCUGUCUGAUAAGAGUUCGCAGGCUAGGCUUGCAGCUUCGUCAGACCAGACGUAGAUCAAGAAUGAAAGUGCUGCCAGAACCAAAUGCGCAAAGCACAGGUAGAGGUAAAGUGAAGCCAAUUUCGUCAGGACCAACAAGGAGAAAUCACUUGUGGCGUCUGCGAUUGUGGGGCAUGAGCGAGGAAGAGGAACUGGAACUCGCGUUAAAACAGCUCGAGCAUCAUGGAUACAUGUGCAAGCGGGAGUCCUCUGUUGGUGCAAGGUUGCCUGCAAGGUCCCCCGCGACAUCUCGACCCGCUGAGCGGAAACCUUCAAAAUCCUCAAGGAUUAAAGCGGACGCCGAAACAGACUGGAACAGUGCAACAGUUGGAGUACCUACCAUGAUAGUGGUUUGUUGAGAGUGGACCACCAAAGUGCAUCGAGCUGCAAGUCACGCAAGCAGUUGUUGCAUGCAUCAAACCAGUUGCGGUCAAACCAAUUUCAGCUAAGGGACAUCAAUAGUUUUAUUCGAUGGAGUGAAAUCACAGAAAUCGCGAUCCGAUGUCUUGUCAGCCUUUCUAAUUUCAAAAAAUAGUAAGCAGAUCGGUAGAAAAAAUCUCGGAGACUCUAGGGAACUACUACUCUAUUCAGACAACUAGGCGUUGGCACUUGCAUUUGCUUUCUUUCCACAAGCAAAGCCACUUGAAUAUACAUUUCAUCGCUCAGUCAAAGAAUGACGAGGCACCUUUGUAAAGAUAUAUUUACCAUUGUUUGAAAUCAACACACUGGUGUACAAUUCAGUUGUGACCACA
Physcomitrium patens is the source of this 1723-nucleotide messenger RNA. RefSeq lists its product as uncharacterized. The record is from RefSeq and is a predicted model, not a curated record. Lineage: Eukaryota; Viridiplantae; Streptophyta; Bryopsida; Funariales; Funariaceae.